Molecule: messenger RNA, 1171 nt
Organism: Erinaceus europaeus (western European hedgehog)
Lineage: Eukaryota; Metazoa; Chordata; Mammalia; Eulipotyphla; Erinaceidae
Gene: TBC1D21
Product: TBC1 domain family member 21
Exons: 11
Coding region: 92-1102 (336 amino acids)
Biological process (GO): activation of GTPase activity
Molecular function (GO): GTPase activator activity
Source: RefSeq, a predicted model, not a curated record
GCGGAGCACAGUCCCUGGGGGGGACACCUGAGGAAGACCCUCCCAGCUGAGCGUGACUCAGACCCGGGCUCUGGGAACACAGGGGUCAGCUAUGACCACCCUCUCCCCUGAGAACAGCCUCUCGGCCCGCCAGUCAGCCUCCUUCAUCCUGGUGAAGAGGAAGCCACCCAUCGACAAGACUGAGUGGGACAGCUUCUUUGACGAGAAUGGCCAACUGUCCAAGCCGCGGGAUUUCAUCUGCCUCAGCAUCCUGGAGAGGGGCCUGCACCCAGGCGUGCGCACGGAGGCCUGGAAGUUCCUCACAGGUUACUACUCCUGGCAGAGCUCCCAGGAUGAGCGGCUGAUGGUAGACGGUACCCGGAGGAGGAACUACGAGGCCUUGUGCUGCAUGUAUGAGAAGAUCCAGCCCCUGCUGGAGAACUUGCACCGGAACUUCUCAGAGACCCGGAACAACAUUGCCUGUGACCUGCAGAGGCUCUAUGACAAGGACCCGCUGGGCAACGUGCUGGUGGACAAGACUCGGCUGCAGAAGGUCCUGCUGCUCAGCUAUGUCUGCAACACACAGGCCGAGUACCAGCAGGGCUUCCACGAGAUGGUGAUGCUGUUUCAGCUCAUGGCGGAGCACGACCACGAGACCUUCUGGCUGUUCCAGUUCUUCCUGCAGAAAACGGAGCACAGCUGUGUGCUCGGUGUGGGCGUGGACAGGAACCUGGCCACCCUGGGCCAGGUCAUCUCCCUCCUGGACCCCGAGUUUGCUGAACACCUCCGAGGGAAGGGCGCGGGGGCCCUGCAGUCACUCUUCCCCUGGUUCUGCCUCUGCUUCCAGCGUGCCUUUAAGUCCUUUGAGGAUGUGUGGAGGUUCUGGGAGGUGCUGCUGACCGGCAAGCCUUGUAGGAAUCUGCAGGUGCUGGUGGCCUACAGCCUGCUGGGCAUGGUGCGCGCCCAGGUGCUGGGGGAGCAGCUGGGGGGCGAGGACAUCCUCGCGGCCUGCAAUAGCUUGGUGGACCUGGCCGCGGACGAGCUGAUCUCGGCUGCCUGCAUGGCCUACGCAGAGCUCAUGCAGAGAGAAGUGCCCCAGCCGCUGAAGGACUUCUUCCUCUGAGGACUCGCAGUGGACGCCUGGCUGCAGCUCGGAGGGCGGGUGGACACAGGAAUACAGCUGCGGCCACUG